AUGUCCAAGGAGGACGUUCUGCGUCUGUUCGAGGAGCACGAGCGGAUAUGGCUGCGCAUCCCUACGCUCGACAUGCUGAGCUGGAACAGCUUCGCCUGGCCAAUGCUGAAGAAGCCUUCGUCGCCGGAAGAACUGACUACAGCUGCCAUCAGCGCAUACGUUUUGAACUCGUACCUCCCGCAGGACAGGUCUGAUAAGGACCGUAUCAAGGAGCACAUCAAGCGUUGGCACCCUGACCGAUUCGAGACAAAGCUCCUUCCGAAAGUCAGGAGUGAUGAACGCGAGAAGGUCAAGGAGGGCGCUGGCCAGGUCGUACGCAGCUUGAACGAGUUGCUGACAAAGUCGGGCUCGUCGUUAUUCUGA
This is a messenger RNA of Phanerochaete carnosa HHB-10118-sp, 363 nucleotides long. RefSeq lists its product as uncharacterized. Bases 1 to 363 code for a protein of 120 amino acids. The record is from RefSeq and is a predicted model, not a curated record. The transcript has a single exon. Lineage: Eukaryota; Fungi; Basidiomycota; Agaricomycetes; Polyporales; Phanerochaetaceae.